CAGAGAGACCUCACCAGCGACACCAUUUGCUCUGAAUCGACCAGUCAUGUCUCUGGCUGGCCAGCUCUCUCGGCGGUCUCCGGCCAUGAUUUCAAGGGCGUCAGGUAGCUCUUCUAGCGCCUUCGCUCGGCCGAUCUUUGCCCGUUCCUUUGCGACGCCAUCGUCUUCCUCUCCAUCGUCGUCGUCGUCUUCCACAUCGACAUCUGCCUCAUCAACGUCGGCGAAAGUCGAGGCGACGGCUCAGAGUGUUGUUCGAUGGGAUCGGUACCUGAGCCUCCGCAAGCAGAAGAGGCUCGCCGGCCUGGUGACGACGGUCCCCACGACCUUUCUCGCCGCCGCAGGAGCCGGCUCGUAUUUUCUGACGCAAGAGGUCGACCCGAGCCAGGCCGUCAUGGGCAUCGACCCCGUGUAUGUCUUUGCGCUAGCCACGAUCGGCUGCACAGGCUUCGGGUACCUCAUUGGGCCGACGCUGGGCUCGACGAUCUGGUCAAUGUUCCACCGGCGAGACAUGAAGGCAUUCGAGCAAAAGGAUCAGGACUUCUUUGACCGCAUCAAGAAAUGGAGGGCGGACCCUUCAAGGCAGACUAUCCAGAACCGGCCCCCGGACCCCUAUGGCGAAAAGGUGGGUAGCAUCAGCGAAUACCGGCAGUGGCUGCGGGACCAGGCGGCCUUCCGGAGAAAGGCAGCCCACGGUGUCUUUGACGAUGAGAAGCAGAUGUAGCAAAAACGGCAGUGAAAAGUACCAUGCUCGAAUCAUUUUCCCCCUCCUUGUCUCGUUGUAAUCUGUAAAAUCCUUGACAUUAAUUCUGCCGAG
Acaromyces ingoldii is the source of this 814-nucleotide messenger RNA. RefSeq names its product Pam17-domain-containing protein. Gene Ontology annotation, cellular component: PAM complex, Tim23 associated import motor. Gene Ontology annotation, biological process: protein import into mitochondrial matrix. The transcript has 2 exons. Bases 47 to 721 code for a protein of 224 amino acids. The record is from RefSeq and is a predicted model, not a curated record. Lineage: Eukaryota; Fungi; Basidiomycota; Exobasidiomycetes; Exobasidiales; Cryptobasidiaceae.